UCUGCGCCGCGCAAGUCCCCAAAUAUCCAGUUCCCGUCCCAGCGACUCCAGGGUUCCCUCUCCCUGCUUCUGCGCAGCGCUCCGCUCAGUCUGUAGCGAGCUCUCCCUCCCUCCUCCAUGGCGUCGCUCCUGUGCUGUGGGCCUAAGCUGGCCGCCUGUGGCAUCGUCCUCAGCGCCUGGGGAGUGAUCAUGUUGAUAAUGCUCGGGAUAUUUUUCAAUGUCCAUUCUGCCGUGUUAAUUGAGGACGUUCCCUUCACAGAGAAAGAUUUUGAGAACGGCCCUCAGAACAUAUACAACCUGUACGAGCAAGUCAGCUACAACUGUUUCAUCGCCGCGGGCCUCUACCUCCUCCUCGGAGGCUUCUCCUUCUGCCAAGUUCGUCUCAACAAGCGCAAGGAAUACAUGGUGCGCUAGAGCGCAGUCCGACUCUCCCUCCCCAUUCCCCUCCUCUAUUUAAAGACUCCUCAGACCGUCUGUCCCGCUCAUCUGGAGUCCCUUGGGACUGUUACCCUGGCGAGCUGUCAUCCCUGGCCCUGCAAAACUGCUGCCUAACCCCUGGAGGGGACCGGGGGUGACCGCGCCCUGUUCUGAACUACAAUAAAAAGAAGAGGUUCUCCUAA
Arvicanthis niloticus (Nile rat) is the source of this 620-nucleotide messenger RNA. RefSeq names its product ribonuclease K (gene Rnasek). Gene Ontology annotation, molecular function: RNA endonuclease activity. NCBI's taxonomy places the organism in Eukaryota, Metazoa, Chordata, Mammalia, Rodentia, Muridae. Gene Ontology annotation, biological process: nucleic acid metabolic process. The record is from RefSeq and is a predicted model, not a curated record.